Triticum urartu is the source of this 1509-nucleotide messenger RNA. Its product is annotated as UPF0481 protein At3g47200-like. Lineage: Eukaryota; Viridiplantae; Streptophyta; Magnoliopsida; Poales; Poaceae. The record is from RefSeq and is a predicted model, not a curated record.
AUGAGCAUGGAACCAUCGUCAUGGGUGGUACCUUGCGACUCGGGUUGGUCCUUGGAAGAAGCAGCUGAGUGGAGUAGUGAUCGUAGGAUUAGCUUCCAAAAAUCCUUGCCUAGCCAUAGUGAAAGCGUAAUGCAGCUGCAGGUGGUUGAGUAUGCAGCCCCAUCCACAGCCACAACCACACACGAUAAUGACUGCAGUUAUCCGAUCCAGGUGUUCGAGGAAGCGGUGCAACCGUUCCGUGCUGACUACUUGGACAGUAUGGAACGGAAGAUGCACAAGUUCCCUCCAAGCCUGAUAGAUGUGAACGACACACGGUACAACGCCCCGGUGACGGUGGCCAUCGGCCCUUACCACCAUGCUCGUCAUCCCGGCGUGCUCGAGGCGGAGAGGUUGAAGCAUGUGGCUGCCACCCAGUGCAUGAGGGACUCGAGCUGCUCAGUACAGGAGAUGUACAAUGGGGUCUCCUCCGUAUCCGGCAUCGCCCGCAGCCUCUACCACCAAGAUGAGGUGGCGGGUAUCGGCGACAACGACUUCUUGCCGAUGAUGUUCUUUGACGCUUGCUUCUUGGUGCAGUUCAUGCGUUGGUAUCAUGUCGUCGAUGACGACAUGGAUCAGGUGCUGGUCAGCUAUUUCUACGCCAACUUCGAGCGCAUCUCCACUGACAUCAUGAUGCUUGAGAAUCAGAUCCCUUGGGUGGUGGUUGAAACCGUCUUCAGCUUUAUGCCGCCAGCGUCAUCGCCCUGGCCCUGGGAGAAGUUCGUCGUUGCGAUGAGAAGCGGACUGAAAAACCGAGUGGGUUCUGGCGUCGUCCAAGACAUCGUGGUAGAUCCUAACUACCAACCACCACAUCUCCUCGGCCUAGUCCGGUUCUACAUCGUGGGGAACAACAAGUCCGACAAACACCUCGAGCUCCCCAAAAACAAGCCUAUGUCAUUAUCUAUCAGCAUAGCCGAGCUUGCCGACAUCGGUAUCACGCUGGUACCCAAGGAAAUGGAAGCAGGGCUAGUGGACAUGGGCCUCAACACCAAAUCCUGGUGCUUCUUCGAGAUUGGCGAUCUGGUCGUGCCGCCCCUGUUCCUGACCGAGGCAAAUGCGACCUGGCUCGUCAACAUGGCGGCCUUCGAGUUAUGCAAGACCCCAAAUUUCGAAGCUGCUGGGGUUCAAGAUGAAGAUUCCGCUGUCUGCUCCUACCUCCACCUCUUCGCCAUGCUGCUGGACCAGAAGAAGCACGUGCGCGACCUGCAAGAAAACCAUGUCAUCGAAGGAGGAGGACUCACCAGCGAGGAGGCGCUCCAAUUCUUCACUUGCAUUGGCAAGAACAUGCGCCUCGGAUUGUUCUACCUCGACAUAAUAAUCAAGAUCGAAAACUUCAAGCGCAACAGGUCAUUUUUGCUCAGGUCGUACCUCUUCAUUAUGAAGAACAUGAACAAAAUCAUUGCCGUUAUCUCGAUCAUUGGUGCAGUUGUCGGCAUCUUGUCUUCGCUGCAAGCUCUCAAGCCAGCAGCCUAA